Molecule: messenger RNA, 1497 nt
Organism: Caenorhabditis bovis
Lineage: Eukaryota; Metazoa; Nematoda; Chromadorea; Rhabditida; Rhabditidae
Source: the annotation of a GenBank genome assembly
AUGGGCUUGCUCGAGAUCAUCAAAUCGUUCAAAUCGCCCACCGGUCGCGAGAUUCGUAUUCUGCUGCUCGGCCUCGACAACGCCGGCAAAACUACUAUUCUCAAGCAAUUGUCGACGGAAGACGUGAGCAACGUGACGCCGACGAAAGGAUUCAACGUGAAGACGGUGGCGGCGGCCGGCGACAUUCGCCUCAACGUUUGGGACAUCGGCGGGCAGCGAGCGAUUCGGCCGUUUUGGGCCAACUAUUUCGAGAACACCGACGCGCUGAUCUACGUCAUCGACAGCAGCGAUAAGAAGCGAUUCGACGAGACGGGCGUCGAGCUCACCGAGCUUCUCGAAGAGGAGAAACUACGCAAAGUGCCGGUGUUGGUGUUCGCCAAUAAGCAAGACUUGGCGACGGCCGCCAAAGCGUCCGAGAUCUCGACGAGGCUUAAAUUGACGGAGAUUCGGGAUCGCAGCUGGCACAUCCAGGGAUGUUCGGCGUUGACAAAUGAGGGCGUCACCGAGGGAAUCAAUUGGACCUUGAUUUCAUCGCAUCCGAUUUCCAUUGAUGUCUACAAAAAAGAAGUGGAAAAUGCUGUCGAAUUGCUCUACAUGGCCGAUCAUUUUCAUUAUUUUUUCACCGAUCGCGACGGCACAUUGAAAUCCUAUUCGUGCAGCUAUCCGUCAAGCAUUCAGCCCGCUUAUUCCGGUGUGAUUCAGGCUCAAUUCGCUCGCCGGUGUGCUCAGACGUGCUGCAUUCUCACCACCGCGCCACUCAUGCACAUCGGCGUUCUCGACGUGUCGACGAUUCCGCCGGGCUAUUACUAUUUUGGCGCGUCGGCUGGACGCGAAUGGUUCGUCGAUCCGACGAACAAAUUCAAAGACACAUCGAUACCGGAAGGCACUCUGAAUUUGUUGGAUCAAGUGUUCAAAAAGAUUACCCAUUUGCUGGAAUCGCAUGACUUCAAAAUGUUCACCUGGGUUGGCUCAGGAUUACAGAAGCAUUAUGGGCAUUUGACAAUCGCCCAUCAGGAUGUGUACAAGUCGGUGCCGGAAGGAAUGAGCAACCGGAUCUAUGAGGAAAUCCAAUCGAUUGUCGAUGAGGUGGAUGCCGAGGGAAACGUUCUUCAGCUGAGUCGAACGUCUCUUGAUAUCAAAAUUUAUUUGAAGACGAAAACUGAUGGCCAGGUGUUCGACAAAGGCGACGGUCUUCGAAUGCUGUGCGAGAAGAUGAAUUGCGAUUUGAAAGACGGCAACGUUCUUGUGUGCGGCGACUCGGCGACCGAUUUGCCGAUGCUUAAAGAAUGCCUCGAUAGAAAUUCGCCGGGCGUGUUCACCAUUUGGGUGACAGCCGAUGAGAGAUUGAAAGAGCAGGUUCGCGCGAUGUGUUCAAGCUACAAAAACGACCAAAUCGCGUUUGUUUCAUGUCCGGAAGUCCUUCUCGGAGCAAUGGCGCAGGCGACGAUUCGCGAAACGAGGAUUCGCAAAAUCUCGCGACCUGAGGAAUUCAGCUAA